Molecule: messenger RNA, 1014 nt
Organism: Amoebophrya sp. A25
Lineage: Eukaryota; Dinophyceae; Syndiniales; Amoebophryaceae
Source: the annotation of a GenBank genome assembly
CUUCAGGAAAGACACGAAAAAGCCCAGGUCGAUUUCAUCAAGGAAGUCGACUGGCACAGGAGUCAUACCAUGAGCAAUCGGCCGUGGUUUGCGGGUGAUCGGAAAGGGGACGUUCUAGACCUCGUGAAACCUGACGUUGCCGCGACAAAAAGCGGCGAAACAGGAAUCAAGUCAGUUGAGACGUUUCCAUGGUUCUACGAGCCGAUGGCGGUGUUUUCCGAAGAUAAGCAAGAUUAAGGCUGAAAAAUUAUCUCUAUCUUGAAACUGAAUAUCUUUGUUUGUAGUAAGUAGUUUCUUCCAAAGUUUUUGCAACAUCAGACCUUUCCAAAAUCCGAUAUCAUGCGCACCAUGCAACGCAGAGAUACAACAUAAAGAAGAGUCCAAAAUCCGAGAUCAUGCGCACUAUACAACGCAGAGAUACAACAUAAAGAACACCUCUUCUAAGAUUGAUGCAUGCGUUACCUUAUCGACCAAACAGUGUCUCGCAUUUUGUCGCAGAAGAAGGGCUGUGCAGAUACCGCUGUACAGACAGAGCCACCAGACAAGACUGGACUCUAUAGGGAGGAAGGAGUACUACAUCAACAUGCACCAUUGACUUAUGUGAUCGUAGUUGAUGAAGCAGUUAAAGUAAUAAAAUAUCAAUCGCAUGAGCAGGCACGACAACUAUAUUAAGGUUAGAAACAUUUCAUUUUAUUUUACAAGCCUCCUCUACUUGAGAUGGCUACUAAAAGAUGAAGAAAUGUUUCAACCUUUAACUACUAUAGACGCAAAAUAUGCUGUUAAGAUUUUUCUGAUUCAUCUUUUAUUGCUUCAUUUUUCUUGUCAACAACGCAAAUAAACUACUUGUUUCUGCAACUUUGACAGGUCCAAACCCAUCCCGAUCCUGAAGUUGUCGCGAUGAUUCAAAGGCUAGCGGAGCUCGAAGAGCAGUGCUCGAGUCUUCAGGACGUUAAUGCCCAGCUCGAACAAGACCUCGAUGAAGAACGCCAUAAGACGGCAGAACUCAGUCACGAA